AUUACGGUGAUUAAAAUACCAUUAGAAGAAAUUGAAUACGUAACAGGAUUGAUAAUUGAUUUGCCAUUUUAUUCAUUAAAAAAUUGGAAUAAACCAAAAAUUCAAUUGCAAAUAAUAACACAGAACAGACCAGAUUCAUUAUCACGAUUAAUUCAUUCAUUAAACGCGUCAUAUUACUUUGGUGAUGAUAAUAUUACAUUAACAAUAAAUAUGGACAGAGGAGCUGAUCCAGUUACAAUAGAAUUUUGCUCGAAAUUUCUAUGGAAUCAUGGCUCAAAAAAUGUUCGUCAUAGAGUAAUCCAAGGAGGUUUACUACCUGCGGUAGUAGAAUCAUAUUAUCCAAAUGAUUAUAAUGAUUAUGGUAUAUUAUUAGAAGAUGAUGUUGAGGUAUCUCCAUUUUAUUAUCUUUGGGUUAAGUAUACUAUUUUAAAAUAUCGGUAUGGUCCUGCUAAAUAUCAAAGAUUAUUUGGUAUAAGUUUAUACGGACAAAGACAGAUGGAGUUGCAUAUGGUUGGUCGUAGACCAUACGAUCCUGAAUCUAUAUUUCAUGGAACAAAAUUUCCUAGUCGCUCCCCUUAUUUGUCUCAAGUACCAUGUAGUUGGGGUGCGGUAUACUUUCCUGAGAUCUGGAAAGAAUUUCAUGAAUAUCUUAUUAGAAGAUUAGACGAUGAAUCAAAUUAUCAUUCACAAGAAAUCAUCGUACCAAAUAGUAGAUCAUCAUUUAAAUGGAAAAAAUCCUGGAAAAAAUAUUUUAUUGAAUUAAUUUAUUUAAGAGGUUAUGUUAUGUUAUAUCCUAAUUAUAAAAACUUCACUAGUUUUUCUACCAAUCAUGCAGAAAUUGGCAUACAUAUUCACCUUAUAAAAGACAAACCUGAACCCGUUACUAUAUUUGGUGUACCUUUAAUGAAAGAUUUUACCUUAUAUGAUGAAUUGCCAAAUAAUCAUUUAACCGAUUUCACUGAAUUACCUGUAACUAAUCUUUGGGGUAAUUUAACUACUUUUAAUGAUUUAAUUAAUCGUGGAAUUAACCUUCAUAACAAUAUUUCUCAAUGUCCU
Rhizophagus irregularis DAOM 181602=DAOM 197198 is the source of this 1056-nucleotide messenger RNA. RefSeq lists its product as uncharacterized. Lineage: Eukaryota; Fungi; Glomeromycota; Glomeromycetes; Glomerales; Glomeraceae. The record is from RefSeq and is a predicted model, not a curated record.